Molecule: messenger RNA, 3366 nt
Organism: Fusarium sp. VM40
Lineage: Eukaryota; Fungi; Ascomycota; Sordariomycetes; Hypocreales; Nectriaceae
Source: the annotation of a GenBank genome assembly
AUGCAACAAGAGCCUCUCGAGAUCGCAGAACCUUUGAUUCACCGAGACAACCCGUUUAAAACAAUAUCUACCCAGCAUGGCCCCCUUCACCAUGAUCCAAGUGGCCUUCAUCGAGUCUGCUCCGGAGACUCGAGUGGCGCUGACCCGGGCUCUGCACCGGCGCUCCGCCGCGACUCGGGUCAUGACGUCGAUGCCGACUUACUCGACGAGGAGCUACGUCGACUGAGCUUCGAACACCACUCGGCCGUCCAACCUUCUGCUCCCGGCCAGCGUAUAUCCGAGUAUGAGAAUGCAAUGACUCCGCCUACCCCUAAGAAAGCGCUGGGCUUCAAGGUCAUCAAACGCUCCGAAUCACCACCUGGUGGUGUGCAACUUGAAGAUUUCCCAAACGAAAUAUUGACGCACAUCCUUUCGCAUCUGCAUUCCGACUCGCACGCUGCCAUCGCUCUUGUUUCGAAACGCUUCUAUGCUCUUAUCACCAGUUCCCAUGCAUGGCGUAUGGCCUUCCUGCGAUAUUUCCCAGGACACGAAGCACUCCAGGUCAAGCGCAACGUGGACAUAUGGGACGACAGCUCGCACGAUCUAAUCCAAUCCGAGUCUCGAUACUUCACUCGCCUUACACCGCUGGCAUCCUGGAGAAAGGAGUAUCUCCUUCGUACGCGCUUAGUUAGAUGCCUGGCCCGUGGCAAGCCAGGUGCUUCUUUUGCUUCUGGGGGCAUUGGUGCGUCUGUUCGCACUGGUAAAAAGACUAGCGCUGUCCUGACUUAUAAUUCAAAACUGCCAUGGGCUGUGACGACUAUUCAUGCUGUCUUCACAAACGGCAAGAAACCACCAAAGGCUAUCCAUGGAGCUGCUGACCUAGGAGUAGCAUCCGUUAGUGAUCCUACCAACGGAAAGAUUGAGAAAUGGGGUUUCGUAGACCCUUUCAACUCGAUGCAACUCGAUGAGGUGUUCCCCAACCUUGUCCCCUUUGGUCUGGGAGAGGGUCCUGCUUCUACGCCCAAUGUCCUCGACGUGAGCCAGCCAUAUGGUCUGCUUGCGGGUGAGGGCUUUCCAGGAGGCCGACCUUAUUAUCGCCCCGUGAAUGAGAAUCGGGGACGGUACCUCGGUCCAGACUCUGGUGUCGUUGAUACCUAUCCUGAUAUCCCCAAGAUCCCGGAAAUGUCCGAGGCCAUUUGUAGUGUUUGGUUAGCCAAGUCAGCGAAUGUGCUUACUACCACUCAGUCAAUGGUUGGGAUGUUGACUGGCUCUACCCUGGGCGUUGUCACUUCUUACGCCAUAGGAGGUGAUUUCGGGCCCCAACGUUAUCAGGCCGGAGAAGUCACUGCUCGCUGGGUACUCAGCCCUGGUGUGCCGAUCAUUUCUCUGCAGGUUGAUGAAUCCUAUAGUCAGAAACGCAAGUCCGCAGCGAGGGUAUGGGCCGUUUCCCUGAAUGCUUUGGGAGAAGUCUUUUACUUGACUGAGACGCCUACUGCACAGCCCCAAACAAAGAGCGAAGACAUAGCCAAAAACGCUUGGUUUGCUGGACGGUCAGUGUACUGGCAUCUUCUGGACUCAACUCGACGUGUUGCUCGGCCAGACGAUCUGGAUAAGAAUGCGACCAAAGGCGCAUAUUCGCCUCGAUCCCCUUCUAAUUCCAUGAACCUGAGUAAGAGUCAACUGGCUGCCGAAGCGCGAGAGAUAGAGAAGUUCUUGCGCCAAAAACCAGCACACUUCCGACGGGUUUGUGAAGGAUGGGAUAUGCAGCGGAAAUUGGAGGUCGAUUUCGCUAACGACGAUGGGCACGGUGCGGGUGAGAACAUCUUUGUGGUGGAUUGCGGUGUUGCCGAGGAUCGGCCUGCACACGUUGAGAGAUAUACCCGAUCACUGGUUUCUCAAUACGCUCAAUCAUCUUCCGUCGUUUUGGCACCGGUUCCUUUUGCUUCUCCUGCUCCCCCCGAGUCCUCACUCUUUGGGACGACUUCCGCAGAAGCAUUGGAUGUAGCAGAGAACGAGGUGCUCGAGUCUGUCUCCCCUGCUUCAGUAUCAUCAUCGGAUUUUCUAUCCCACCUUCAUGAAUGGGAGAGCUGCUCUAUGAAGCUGGAGAGUCAAAGCCAUGCUGUGAUCACAAGCACCAGUAUAGAUCGAUCCAACACUGCAGUUUUAACGCUCAGUGAAGAUCCGUUGUAUACCGCAGAGGAAGAGAUUCCAGGCCGCAGAUCUCGGUUGUUUGCUAUCGGAACAGAUACUGGCGCUGUACUUACCUGGAACGCUCGUGAAAACGCGAAGACUUCGGGUAUCACUCCUGUACGGCAAAUUCAGACUGAGUCUCCAGAAGUAUCCUGUGUGGCCCUCUCAGCCAUGUAUAUCGUUCAUGGUGGAAAUGAUGGGCUUGUUCAAGCAUGGGACCCAUUGGCGUCGACCUUGGAUCCCGUUCGAACUCUCAAUGCUAGAUCCAAUGGGCGGGUGCCCCGACACAUGAUGACAAUGAACCCUCACCUUGACGAGUCGACAUACUCUGCAGUUCGUGCUAUUUAUCUCGACCCCGAUCCAACGGUUCUUCGCGGCGUUGUUUCCUUUGGGGCGUUCCUGAGGUACUGGGCGUACAGCUCUGCCAGUCACGCUUCGGGGCGCAAGCGGCGGCUUAGACACUCCGAUGUCCAUGGCCGUUUGGCCAGUCGUCGCCAGGGCGGAGCUGUAACUGGUUUCAUCGCUGCUGAGGAAGCUGAAAUCAAACGAGAGAACGAGCAGAAAGCCAGGGAAGUGAAUCGCCUUCGCAGUCGCUUUGGUGUUGGCUCUCUUGGGGAUCUGACCGAAGAAGAAUCUCUGCGAUAUGCGCAAAUGAUCUCCGAGGAGGCAUUUCUUUUUGAAGAACAACGCCGAACGAGUGAUUCCGCCGUUGAUGCUGGUCUGGACACUGCCUCGACCUUUAGUGAAACUACUGUUGAUACUGUGACUCCCGAGCCCAGCGUUACUGACAUGAUUAUCCCUCCUACUGUUUCUACAGAUGAUGUCAGUAAAGUACCCGUCGAAGAUGACUAUGAACAACAGAUUCAACAGGCUAUUCGCCUGUCUCUGAUGGAAGACGUCAACGAAAAUGGUACGUCCCCUCAAGCAGCAAGCUCGGGCGACUACGAGUUCACUGUGGCAUACAAGCCGAAGUUCGGCAAAAAGAGCAAGAUUUCUGGGACUGUUUCACCAGUCGCGCCCGAGGUGGGAUCGUCAGGUCACGCCCACAGAGAUUACGAUCUCGAACUUGCCCUAAAGCUCAGCAUGGAGGACCAAGGCAUGCCCUCGUCGGAUCUAGGGUUGGGCAUCCAGUACGAGGAAUUUCCAGUGCUGGAGAGCGAAGGUGUCGGCAAAGGGAAAGGUGUACAGAGAUGGUGA